UGCGUAAGCAAGAGAUCAUUAAGAUAACAGAGCAGCUGAUAGAAGCCAUCAACAAUGGAGACUUUGAGGCUUAUACAAAAAUCUGUGAUCCUGGCUUGACCUCAUUUGAACCUGAAGCACUGGGGAACCUGGUUGAAGGAAUGGAUUUCCAUAAAUUUUACUUUGAGAACUUACUGUCGAAGAACAGCAAGCCAAUACACACCACCAUCCUGAACCCCCAUGUCCAUGUCAUUGGUGAAGAUGCUGCCUGCAUCGCAUACAUCCGCCUGACACAGUACAUUGAUGGCCAAGGCCGGCCUCGCACCACGCAGUCUGAAGAGACACGCGUCUGGCACCGCCGAGAUGGCAAGUGGCUGAAUGUCCACUACCACUGCUCUGGAGCUCCUGCAGCACCUCUCCAGUGAAGAUCAAAUACGGCAACUUGUGGAGAUACUCAGCUGGAGGGCAAUAUCUUCUUAGCAAGCAGCUCUGGAGUGCCUGAGUGACAGCAACGGUCAUGUCUGUUUUGACGUUAAAAAAAAAAAAAUACAAAUUACAAACAGGCAGCAGCCAAAUGCACGAAACCCUGCAUGCAUCUGAUGCUCCGGGCGCUGCCUUUCUGUUGUUUUCCAUGGAUCCAUCGUGUCUGUUUCUGCUGUACGAAGGUGUUUUUAAAUCUAAAGAAAAAAAAGACACGUUGUUUGUAUAAAAUAAUAAAAAACAGGAGUAAUGCUAAAUAAAUGACAGAUUAUCCAACGUGCCCCCUCCCCCAGGGCUAAGAAAAUGGCAGCAGCUGGAACAUCUUUCAGAAAUGAAGUGAGGGGGAAAGCAAAAGUGAAGGAGAGAGGAAGAGAGAGGGAGAGCAAAAAAGGAGGCGGCUUGAGCAGCGGAUGGCUGAACUGUGCUCCGCAAAGCCAUGGUGGAAGCUAACAUCGCAUUCAGGCUGUGCUGCGACUUCAAUCGGUGAGAGGUGGCGGGGAGACCCCAGAGGAGCCAGUGUGAAGACUGGGGUUCAAGAGAGACGAGGCGCUUCUCUUCCUGUUGCCUGGCAGACUGACUUCAGCCUGAGUUUCUUUGAUUUUUGCACAGCAAGAACGCUAUGGAAAGCUGGUUGCUCGGCUGCUGGAUCCCGAAACAGACUUUUUUUUUUUUUUUAAAGAAAAAAAACCAAAAUGGGAUGUUGAUUUAAAACUAAAGGUGGAAGUAGGGAUUAAAAAAAUGGGUUUAAGUGAAUAUAACUUAAAUAGAAGCUUGCUCUUCAGAGAUACUGGUUUUAGAAACAGCCA
Fulmarus glacialis (Northern fulmar) is the source of this 1265-nucleotide messenger RNA. Its product is annotated as calcium/calmodulin-dependent protein kinase type II subunit gamma. The record is from RefSeq and is a predicted model, not a curated record. Gene Ontology annotation, molecular function: calmodulin binding; calcium/calmodulin-dependent protein kinase activity. The transcript has 4 exons. Lineage: Eukaryota; Metazoa; Chordata; Aves; Procellariiformes; Procellariidae. The annotation marks the transcript as partial. Gene Ontology annotation, biological process: protein phosphorylation.